Molecule: messenger RNA, 440 nt
Organism: Heterobilharzia americana
Lineage: Eukaryota; Metazoa; Platyhelminthes; Trematoda; Strigeidida; Schistosomatidae
Source: the annotation of a GenBank genome assembly
CUGAACUCAUCUUUAAAGCAUCUUUCUCCUUCAACAAUAUUACUCAACAAUCUGUUCAAAGUCAACCAGUCAAAAUUCAGGAAAUGGAAACUCGGUGUAAUAAUGUUCUGGUCAUAGGCGAAACACUAAAUGAUAGUCACAUUGUUGACCACAUCACUAUGCCUUUCUAUGAGCAUUUAUCAUUGAAUGUGAGUAUGGAUCAACUAUUGAAUCAUUAUAAUGCUAUUCAAAUCAUAUUCGAAGUAUUUAUUCAGACAACUUCAUCUAGUCGAGUACAAUGUUUGACUAGAAUUGUAUUCGGUUCAAUUCUAAACGCGAACAAUGAAUCAGCUGUACUUCAGUGGAAUAAUUUGAUCACAGAGGUGAACCAAUUGGAGGCCUAUAAUUCACUUAGUUCAACAAGAAAGAUAACAUACUGGCACAGUAUCAAUAGAUUUUGA